GUCAGGGCCUGAGGGACAUGAGUGGCACUUUAGGCAGUAGGUGCCUUAGGGCACCUUAGAGCUUUGCAGCAUGUGCCUUCGAGUUAAGGAUGAGGAGCCUGCACAAGUCUACCCAGAAGGACCACGAAAGUACCAUCCUUCAGAUGUUUCUACCAGGCAGUCUUUGGAAAAACGUAUCCAUUACAUGCAAAACCUACAGAAACAGAAGAGGAAACUGGGGAAAAGGUUCAAAAGGCCUACCCCAAUUCCUGAUCCAGGAAUCCUGUGGACAUAAGCCUGAAGUCUUCUAGAAGAAACCACAUUCCAGACCAAAAUAUGUGGACUUCUGACACUAACCAAUAGGUCAUGGCUUGACUUCACCUGAAAAAUAAAGGAAUGUGUGGCCAUUCUGUAAAAUAAACACUGAGCUUGCAGUAAAA
Messenger RNA from Mastomys coucha (southern multimammate mouse), 419 nucleotides. RefSeq names its product coiled-coil domain containing 179 (gene Ccdc179). The transcript has 4 exons. Lineage: Eukaryota; Metazoa; Chordata; Mammalia; Rodentia; Muridae. The record is from RefSeq and is a predicted model, not a curated record. The coding region runs from base 71 to 274 and encodes 67 amino acids.